This is a messenger RNA of Ornithodoros turicata, 2063 nucleotides long. It is a transcript of the gene fidipidine, whose product is annotated as coiled-coil domain-containing protein 93-like. The transcript is spliced from 18 exons. Bases 120 to 1898 code for a protein of 592 amino acids. NCBI's taxonomy places the organism in Eukaryota, Metazoa, Arthropoda, Arachnida, Ixodida, Argasidae. The record is from RefSeq and is a predicted model, not a curated record. Gene Ontology annotation, biological process: Golgi to plasma membrane transport.
AAGGUGUGUGUUUCUGUUUUGAGUUGACAGGCGGCACGCGCUUGUGAUACGAAUUUAUAGUUACUACCGUCAUAACUUAAUUUCAACCUUUUUUUGCUGCACUGCCUGCAAUUCAUGAGAUGCGCAUGACUUCAGUGGAGGCCGUUUACAAUGAAGCCCAAAAUGCCAAGAUGCAGGAGAUCAACGAGCUGCUCGUUGCGGCCGGAUAUUUUCGAGCAAGAAUUAAAGGCCUCUCGCCUUUUGACAAGAUUGUCGGAGGCCUGGCAUGGGGUAUCGAAGUCUGCGCAGUUGACAUCGACGUAGACUUGCCCUUCAACGAGAACCUCAACAUAGGACAGAAAAUAUCCCUUACAGAAAAAAUAGUUGCUGUCCUUCCCCGGAUGAAAUGUCCUCAUCGUAUCGAGCCGCAUCAGAUCCAAGGUCUGGACUAUGAGCACAUCUUUCCCGUCGUUCAGUGGUUGGUUAAGAAAGCGAUCGAGACAAAGGCUGAAACGGAAGACAUACACCGGCAGUAUGCAGUGUACCUUUUUAACAAAGGCCAUUCUCCAUUGCCGCAGGAAGAAGCUCUGAAAGAACCUAUAGAAGAAGGCUUCUGCAGGUCAUACAAAGCAUUGCAAGAUCGUUACUGCCCCAAACGCAAGUACCGCCACCAUUCUCGUCACCUGCUCACCACUGAGGCCCUCCAGGUGGAGGCCACCCUCCUGGAAUACGGAGUCCGUACGGCGGGGGCGAAUCGCACGAGGAGCUCGUCGGGUUCGAAGGAGGACGCUGCCGAUGUUGUUGCUACGCAGGCAGAGGAAUCCACAAGUGCCCUAAUUAGCAGCAUGGCCCCCUUGGCUGCCCAUGAGGGAAAACUGACAAGCAAAGCAGUUGGGAGCCUUGUAGAGAUGCAGACGGCAGAGAUCCAACAAAUCGCCGAGGACUACAGCCGCAAGCAACUCUCUCUCGCGCCCGGUGUCAGCAAGCAGGAGAGGAUGCUCAAUUCAAUUCAACGCCAGCUAGAAGCAAAACAGCAAAUACUGGAAAAGUGUCGUGAACGGGUGGACAAACUUCGUGCUGAUUAUGAAGCCAAGCAGAAGGACCAAAGAGAGGCAGAUAAAGCCCUUAAAGCAGAGGAAGACGCGACAGAACGCCUAGAAAUGGGCUCGGGUGACGACGAGCCGCUCCUGAGAAAGCUGUGCGCGCUGUUACGCUUGGACGAGGAGCUCGGCCAGCAGGAGACUGAGUUCCGCCGCAACUGCAGGGAAGAGAUGAAGAGGCUGCAAGGAGCACUGCAGGAGCUGGGCUCCGCCGAAGAAGCGAAGAAAUCCCCCGCAGGUGGAGCAGCAAUGACGGAAGAGGAGGAUAAAGUGUCGCAGCAGCUCGAGCAGGACAGGGAGAAGCUGCAGCACAUGCGCAUGCUUCUGGCUAAGAAGAACAGGGAAAUAGCUGUAAUUCAGAGGAAGAUAGACGAAGUACCUUCACGAGCGGAGCUGAGCCAGUAUCAGAGGAGAUUUAUUGAACUCUACAGUCAAGUCUCUGCAACACACAAAGAGACCAAGCAGUUCUACACUCUCUACAACACUCUGGAUGAUAUCAGGGUCUACUUGGACAAGGAGAUUGGCCUGCUGAACUCUAUCCUGGAAACCUUCACAGAUGCCAUGAACAGCCCUGCAGCACGGGAACAGUUCCUUGUGCAGUUUGAGAAAAUUGUUGAAGGAGUGAAGCAGAACAGGCUCAAGGUGGAGAAAAAGCGCCAAGAAGCGAAAGGAUCACGUGACCACUUACACGACCAGUACCUCGAGCUUGUAGACAAACAGAGGCUCUACUUCAAAACAGUGAAAGAAUUCAAAGAGGAAUGUCGAAAGAACGAGAGCCUUGUUGGUAAACUAAAAGAGCAGUCUGCGAGGCAAAGCUAGGUGUACUCGAAAAUGUUAGUUCAUAAAUGUAGUGUUGUCUGCUGCUGUAGAGAAGGGCGGAGCUUGAACAAAAAGCAAUGCUGGUAUCUUAUUAAUAUAACAUGUAAUGGUGAAUGAAAUCGCUGCAAAACUUAUAUGGAAUAAACGUUGGAAUGUUGUUGCAAG